Molecule: messenger RNA, 2151 nt
Organism: Chlorella variabilis
Lineage: Eukaryota; Viridiplantae; Chlorophyta; Trebouxiophyceae; Chlorellales; Chlorellaceae
Exons: 11
Coding region: 1-2151 (716 amino acids)
Cellular component (GO): ribonucleoprotein complex
Molecular function (GO): RNA binding
Source: RefSeq, a predicted model, not a curated record
AUGGAGGAGCAGAUAGCGGCCAUCGAGUUGCGGGGGGUGCCGGCGUCAACCACGUUCGAUGACCUGCGGGCGAUAAUCGAAGUGCAGGCGGUAUGCAUCGUGAUGGAAGGCUCCGCCUCCAAUCAGGCCACCGCGCUUGCGCUGCUGGGCUCGGCAGAGGAAGCAGCCGCGGCAUGCGACCUGUUGGACGGUUCUCCUUGGGGCGCCGCCACGCUUUCUGUCAAAUUGGUGCCAGACGUGCAGGAGUGGCUUGUCAGUAACGGGCCAGAGGGCGUGACCAGCACAGCGCUGCAGGCUGCUGUGUUCGAGGAGCAGCAGCAGCUGAGCGGCACCGGUGCAGCACCGCCGCCAGACUUUGUGCACGAGUGGCAGCAGGACGAGCCGGGGGAAGGGCAGCAGCCGCUGCCACAGCAGCAGCAGGUGCAGCAGCAGCAGUCGGGAUGGCAGCAGGGAUGGCAGCAGCAGGAUCCAAGUUACGACCCACGAGACUGGGAGCCAGACUGGCAGAUGCAGGAGCAGCAGCAUGAGCUUGAGCAGCAGGACCUGCCCGCCCAGCCGCCCGCCCAGCAUGCAGCCUACGCCGGCGGCGGCUCGCAGGGAGGAGGCGAUGACGGCGGGUGGCAGGAGGUCGGGACCGGCAGCAGCAGCCGCGGCGAGCGCCCGCGCAGCCGGCCCCGCGGCGGCGGCGGCUCGUCCACGGCGACGGCCGCUGGCGGUGUUCCCAGCCUGGACAGCGGGCGCCUGAUGGUGCGGAACCUGUCGCCAGAGACAACGCAGGCGCAGGUGGCAGCGGCCUUCAAAAAGUUUGGGCGAGUGGUGCACGUCGUCAAGACGGGGAGCAAGCGGUAUGCUCACGUGCAGUUUGAUAGCCGGGCCAGCGCCGCCGCCGCUCUGGAGGCGCUGAACGAGACCCUGGUGCCAGAGCUCAACAGCAGCGGCGUGAUCUUUGUGGCUCCCAGCUACCCCGCCAGCGAUUCGUCGGCGAGGGUGCGUGCCGGCAGUAGCGGCGGCGCCAGCGCCAGCAAGAAAAAUAUCAGCGACACGCCCACAUCGGUGCUGUGGGUGGGCAACCUCCAGCAUGGCACCCAGGCAGAACGUGUGCGAGAGGUGUUCAGCAGGUUUGGGGCGCUGCUGCAGUGGCAGGUGGAGCGGGGUGAGGUGGCGGGGCGCACGCAGCUGCUGCGGUACGCCAUUGUCCAGUUCCGGAGGCAGCAGGAUGCGGUGGCGGCCUAUGGAGCACUCAACCACCAGUACGUCGACGAGCUGAGCAAGUUCCCGCUGAAGAUACACUACCGUGUUAACGCUGAAGAGCUGCGCAGUGUCUUCGGCCAGGCGGGCGACAUCCGGCAGCUCAUCUUGAGCUACGAUAGCAAUGCAGCGGAGGGGCAAGCCCUGGUUGCCUACAGCCACCCUGCCGCCGCAACGGAGGCGGUGGACCUCCUGGACGCGUACCCCAUGGGCUCCAGCUUGCUAGACGAGGUGGGGGUCGACCAGUACAUGGGCCGCCUCCUGUCGUCGCUGCUGGCCAAGAGCAGCCCGUGGCAGGAGCAGGCUCCGGCGGCAGCGCCGGCGGUGGCUACCAGCGGCGCAGCGCCAGCGGCGGCAGAGGCGGGAGGUGGGACGCAGGGCGGCCUGUCUGCGCUGGAGGAUGAGAUGCGGGAGCUGCAGCUGCACCUGCAGCAGCACGCCGAUGACCUGCAGCAGUACCAAGCGCCGUCUGGCAGCAGCCAGCAGGACGAGGAUGACGACGGCUGGCAGGACGUAGCCCCCGCGCGCCGCCCCCACCCGCAGCACCAGCACCAGCACCCGCAGCCGCACUCGCCGCCCGCAGGCGCCGGCGGCGGCGCUGCCACGGGCAGCCCCGAUGUGCCCAACUCGGGGCUGUGGAUCGGCUGGAUUGACUUGGGAGUCGAGAAGGCAGACCUGGCGGCCGCGCUGUCCCAGUUUGGGCCCGUCAGCAUCGAGCACCUGCAGGCAGCCCAGCGCCCCGCGUACGACGGCCGCAUGUACAAGUGGGGCAUCGCCCGCUUCCGCAGCUUGGAAGACUCCGUGCGUGCCAAGAAGGCGCUGGCCAAGCAGGUGCUGCCCGGCAUCAGCGUGAUGCCUCUGAAGGUCACCUACUACCAUCCCCAUCACAGCAAGGCCAAGUAG